AAAUGGCAAAAUCCUGGAUUGGUGCUUAGUUUCCACCCCGUUUGAUUCUGUGUACAACUCCUCCCUCCCGCUUUCCUCUGUUGAGCUGCCGUUUUAUGACUCGACACUUUUUGUUAUCUCAUCAUCUCCCCUCCUCUCCACCUCCUCCUUUUGGUGUUUUUUUGUUUUUUUUCCUUCUUUGCAGUGCGCAGCUUCGCUCGAUAUUGUCGAUAUUCCGUUUGAAGGGCGGCCCAGGUUGAGUCGAUUGAGUUGGUAGUUUAAUUGUGGAGCGGGAUAGCGUGUUUUAGCGGAGAUGAGAGUGAACUGUUGAAGGAUUUUAUUGAGUGCAGUGGAGGUCGGUUGGAGAAUUGGGUUGGAGUAAGAGUUUGUGAUAUUGUGGAGCCGGAGGUUGGUUUGGAGAUUUAGGCUUUGCUGUGCAACUGAAGAGCAGGAUAUUUGCAGCUAGCUCGCACAGCUACUGGCAUUGUUGCGCUGUUAUAGAGGAGGCGCACAAGACUGCUGCAAGCUGUUUUUCGCAGUAAGCAACCUGAAAGGUCAGUUUUUCUGCGGUUUGAAUGGAUAUGUAUUGGUGACUUGGUGUUUUGAAAGUGUCUUGCGUAAUUCUUUCGUGUUUUGUAAUGUGAUAGACGUGAGUUUACUGUGUACUAGUCAAUUUCAUCUCCCAUGAGUUCCCCCGGGCAUCGGGAAUUCGGAGUCACUUGUGUAGAUAUACCGUAUACUUGUCUCAUCGAUAUUGAGUGUUAAGGAUGACUUUGCGUGCAAUCGAAGAUAUACAUUUAUCGUGAGUCUCGGGUGUGUGUGUGGGAAUCUCAAGCCGAAAUCGGUUCCUCGUUUGUUUAGAAACUGACAUUUUCUUUUAUUUCUGUUUCUUUGAGGGGUUUGGUGGCAAGUGGAGCUGCUUCUUAAAGAAUCUUCGUGGAUCAAGUUUUGUCGCGGAGGAUGUUAUUGGAAUUUUAUUUUUGUGUCAAUCCUUGAAUUGAGGUGAAACGGAAGUGUAGGAGUAUCAGCAUACAGAGCUGCUUCUUGCAAGAGGCUGGGGUCAAGAUUUGAAGAACUUCAGGACUUAAUAAUCAAAGCGGUGCUUUUGAAGUGCAAUAGAAUAGAGAGGACUUGGACGGAGAGGCGUGGAAGUUAUCUUCGGAACUUGGCAUGGGAUUGCUAGGGAAGUGAAUACCCGAAGAAGUUUCUGAUAAAGUUUCAGGCUGACGUUGAAGUUAAAGUGGAAGUUGAAGCUGCACUUUUUUCAAGAUGCAAGCAGCUUGUGAAUUUUGCGGCGAGGGACGUGCGACUGUAUACUGCCGAGCUGACUCGGCUCGACUAUGUCUUACAUGCGAUCGGCAAGUUCACGGUGCAAAUGCGCUUGCGCAGCGGCACUCCCGCACUUUGCUCUGUCAUUCCUGCAAUGUUCGUCCCGCGGCAGUGCGCUGCCCAUCUUGCCACUCGUCUCUGUGUGAAACCUGUGAUGACGAGAUACAUAAUCCCAUCUUGGGUACUGAUCAACAUCAGCGGCGCAGUUUUGAAUGCUUCACUGGCUGCCCUACUGCAACCGAACUUGCUAUGCUUUGGGCAUCUCAAGCCAACGAUGUCCGGAAGCGUGGUGGAGCUGUGUUAGCAUCGUCACCUUUUAAGAAAAGCAUGCAGUGGAACUCAUGGGAGCCGCGGAUCGGAGCUGUGGCACUUAACCCAAUUGCCCCUGUGGAUGUGAGAGAGAGUUGCACCGCUCAGAGAACGGGUGAUAACUUCAAUGUUGGUGCCUAUAUGUCUGGCCCGGGCCCUCCCCGAAUCCUGAAGAAAAUGGUUUCCGUAAGCACUGCGAAAGAGCUGGGACAUGAGAGAGAAGUGUUUCAACAGUUAGAGAAACUGCAAGCUCAGGAUCCAGUUCGAAUUAUCAAAUCAGAAAACCUCAUCGCACCUCGUAAACCGCAUUCUUCGACAAACGUUCUCGAGAAACAAGAGCCGCUCAACAACUACGCAGUUCCUGCUCAACGACACGUGGACCAGGAACUUGUUCAAAAUUCUCGCUCCGUGGCAUACAAUCCGGAAGCAGGUUUAGUACAAGGUCGAGUAGCCAAAGUGGAGGUUGAAGCCGAUGGCUACCAGCGAGGCACGGAUGGAUUCUGGCGCAACAACUCCAUCAGUCAAGCUAAUCAGUUGUGGGGUCAGAACAUGCAAGACCUAGGAAUGUGUGAGGAAGAGGAGCGCGAUUUAUGCUCUGGGUUUAAUGUGCCCGAUGUGAAUUUGUCUUUCGAAAACUACGAGGAUAUAUUUGCUAGCAGCCAGGCCCCUAAUGCAGCAACUUUUUCCGCCUGUACUUCAAUGGAAGCAGACGCAGGACGUGAAUCUCACAUGCAAAGCAUUCCUGAAUCAGAGCUCUUUAGGUCUCUCGCUAGUAAUGAUCAGUUCAACUUUCAGGCUCAAUUAGACAAGUUAGGGCUUGGUCGACACUCAGCCGAAAAUGAAGCUGCCCUUCGAUUAAGUGGAAAGGCUCUGGAUGACAUGGAUAUGAGCACCAUGAACGUCCAGUUCACCACCAGUCAAGAGAAUUCAGGAUUGUCUUGGACAGCUUCGGCCGUGAGUGGGGACAGCAGCGACUACGUUGAGUGCGAUUUAUCACCCGUGCUUCUCACCCCCAGUGGAGAGUCUUCCUUGGGGUCUGGGAGUCCAGACAGUGUUACAUUUGCACAAGCACGAGAUUCAGCUAUGCUCCGCUACAAGGAGAAGAAAAAGAUACGUUCGGCAAAAAGAUACGGUAUGAAUCUCGCAAGGCUCGAGCAGACAUUCGCACAAGAGUGAAGGGGAGGUUUGUGAAGGUGGGUCAAGCCUGCGAUUACGAUCCAAUGGUUCAGCCGCAGUGGAGCUUGUAGAAAUGUAGGCUUAGUUCAUUGUGAAGAGGGUAUAGAUUGCGCCUGACACUUCCCAAAAACUCAUUUAUUUGUAGGCUCAUGCAGCGACUCGAUGCAAGUGCAUCGCUCGGCAUUUGUAUUUUUCAGCUGCACCUACUUUUUUCUGUAGGCGAGUUUAGACUUGGUGAUGAUGAUGUCGGUGGUGAUCUGUACUAGUGGGUGCGUUAGCAGUAGUUUUAUUAUCGAUUUGAGCGACCACUGUGGAGCCUGGUUGCUUUCUUCUAGGAGCUGGGGUGAGUUGGCGUGACGAGAGGUUAUAAAUGAUGGAAAUAACCACAGGCCUGCGGAAAGAUGUAUCAUAUACAUGCUUGCCAAACUGACGAACAAAACACUGGUGGUAUGUGGUUUUGUGAGGUAUUUUGAGGUUUCUGUACAGGUCUAUGCUGGAAUAGAUCCGUAGAGAUUAGGGACAUGGCUGCAUUGGGCGCCUUCCUCGUAGGGAUCGUCUCCAGCAGACUGAUGGCUAUCAGCUGCAGACAUUAUGCACGAAGUGCAAAUUUUUUAUCUCCUUGCGACGAAGGAAAGGGAUUUAUUAAAAACAAAAAAACAAACAAAAAAAAAAAAAACAGAAAAAAUAACAGAAAAAGCAUUAAAACAAAAAUUUCUUGUCUCUCAUUGUGUACUAUACUAGAUAAUCCUGGAGAUUUGAGAAUAUAACAGUUGAGGCUUAGAGAAUAGGUAGGAAUAGAGCUUGUGAGCUCUAUCUUUGGUUCUCAUUUCUCAACGAACCAGUGUGUAUAUAUCGCCGUAAAUGAAAAAUAGAAAAACAAUGCUUUCCUGCUGA
This is a messenger RNA of Physcomitrium patens, 3687 nucleotides long. Its product is annotated as zinc finger protein CONSTANS-LIKE 9. The record is from RefSeq and is a predicted model, not a curated record. Gene Ontology annotation, molecular function: zinc ion binding; protein binding. NCBI's taxonomy places the organism in Eukaryota, Viridiplantae, Streptophyta, Bryopsida, Funariales, Funariaceae.